This is a messenger RNA of Exophiala xenobiotica, 804 nucleotides long. RefSeq lists its product as uncharacterized. Gene Ontology annotation, biological process: rRNA catabolic process; nuclear mRNA surveillance; U4 snRNA 3'-end processing. The transcript has a single exon. The record is from RefSeq and is a predicted model, not a curated record. NCBI's taxonomy places the organism in Eukaryota, Fungi, Ascomycota, Eurotiomycetes, Chaetothyriales, Herpotrichiellaceae. Gene Ontology annotation, cellular component: cytoplasmic exosome (RNase complex); nuclear exosome (RNase complex); nucleolus. The coding region runs from base 1 to 804 and encodes 267 amino acids.
AUGUUUGAGCCUCCUCAGGCUACCUUGCAUAGCCUACUCAAUGCAGAUGGCUCUGCAACAUACAGCGCACCGAACCACGGUUACAGAAUCGUGGCUGGCGUGAAUUACCCGGUUGAAGUUCCAUAUCGCAGCGAUGAGAUUCCUGAAUCCACCUUCAUCGAAGUCAACCUCCGACCACACAAUGGAGUGAGCAUGGUCAAGGAGCGACACGUUGAAGAGCUCAUCAAGCGGACUCUUGGAACCAUUAUACUCGCCGAAGAAACACCCAGAACCCUGCUCCAGAUCACUCUUCAAGUGGUGAGUGUUGAGACCGACGAAAGCUUACCAGGUGGCAUCAAGGGCGGUGGCCAAGGUGAGACGUAUCUUGACGUUCUUGCCUCAGCAUUCAAUGCAGCUGUUCUCGGCUGCCUCGACGCCGCUGUCCCGAUGAGAGCAGUGGCUGGGGCAGUACUCGUCGGCACCGGCUCAGAUCGGCAUUUCAUGGUUAGUCCUGGCGUCGUGACGCGGAAGAAGUGUGUCAGUCUGCAUGUCUUUGGCUUCAACAGCGAUGGCAAGAUAUUGUUGAUGGAAAGCGAGGGCAAAUUCAGCAUGGCGGAGUGGAAGGAAGCAGAACAAGUCGCCAGGCUAGCGGUGCUAGGGUCCAGCCAGAAAAUCAAUGCGGCCGAUAUCAACAAACAAAACGGAGAUGUUGCCAUGAAUGGAAGUGAUACAAGUGGAAGCGCGGCCAUCUGUGUGCUGGAUGUGGUGAGAAAAGCCAUGGAGGAUCGGGUGAUUAAGGACGAGAGCUGGCGACAGGAGUCUUGA